AUGCGUGCGACAGUCAAUCUCACGCAACUGGAUAUUGAGAAGAUACCACAAAUCUCCUCUCUUCAAAAGGACAAGAAUCUAAGCUUCGCCCCACUAGUCGCCAGCACUCCCGACGUAAGCUUCACCGACAUAACCGUGUAUAAACCAACUAUAGUCGGGAUCCUCAACCGCAAGGUACUAUCACCUAUGAAACCAGCCCACGCUCCAGCAAGGGAAAUCAAAGGCCCAAUCAAGGUGCCCAACUUUCGACCAACCGCUGGGAUGAAGGGGAUACUUGGUAAUCCACCACCUAAGGCAAUUCCCCCGGCGUAA
Echinostoma caproni is the source of this 312-nucleotide messenger RNA. The record is from the annotation of a GenBank genome assembly. Lineage: Eukaryota; Metazoa; Platyhelminthes; Trematoda; Plagiorchiida; Echinostomatidae.